Leopardus geoffroyi (Geoffroy's cat) is the source of this 3085-nucleotide messenger RNA. It is a transcript of the gene VPS26A, whose product is annotated as VPS26, retromer complex component A. NCBI's taxonomy places the organism in Eukaryota, Metazoa, Chordata, Mammalia, Carnivora, Felidae. The coding region runs from base 83 to 1165 and encodes 360 amino acids. Gene Ontology annotation, biological process: retrograde transport, endosome to Golgi; intracellular protein transport. Gene Ontology annotation, cellular component: retromer complex; endosome. The record is from RefSeq and is a predicted model, not a curated record. The transcript has 9 exons.
UCGGGGAAGGGCGGGCGGGGCCGCCUUUUCCCGGUCUCGCAGAGGCCCGAGCACCUGCGGGCGGCUGAGCGCUCUCCUGGCCAUGUCGGAGCCUCUGCCCGCCUUCCUCGACCGGCUGUGGGGGCCCUGGCUGGGUACUCGGACCCCGCCUCUGCGGGGGCUCAGCGCCGCCUCCCCUUCCAAGAGUUUUCUUGGAGGCUUUUUUGGACCCAUUUGUGAGAUCGAUGUUGUCCUUAAUGAUGGGGAAACCAGGAAAAUGGCCGAGAUGAAAACUGAAGAUGGCAAAGUAGAAAAACACUAUCUUUUCUAUGAUGGAGAAUCUGUUUCAGGAAAGGUAAACCUAGCCUUUAAGCAACCUGGAAAGAGGCUAGAGCACCAAGGAAUUAGAAUUGAAUUUGUAGGUCAAAUUGAACUUUUCAAUGACAAGAGUAAUACUCACGAAUUUGUAAACCUAGUGAAAGAACUAGCCUUGCCUGGAGAAUUGACUCAGAGCAGAAGUUAUGAUUUUGAAUUUAUGCAAGUUGAAAAGCCAUAUGAAUCUUACAUCGGUGCCAAUGUCCGCUUGAGGUAUUUUCUUAAAGUGACAAUAGUAAGAAGACUCACAGACUUGGUAAAAGAAUAUGAUCUUAUUGUUCACCAGCUUGCCACAUAUCCUGAUGUUAACAACUCUAUUAAGAUGGAAGUGGGCAUUGAAGAUUGUCUACACAUAGAAUUUGAAUAUAAUAAAUCAAAGUAUCAUUUAAAGGAUGUGAUUGUUGGGAAAAUUUACUUUUUAUUAGUAAGAAUAAAAAUCCAACAUAUGGAGUUGCAACUGAUCAAAAAAGAGAUCACAGGAAUUGGACCCAGUACCACCACAGAAACAGAAACAAUUGCUAAAUACGAAAUAAUGGAUGGUGCACCAGUAAAAGGUGAAUCAAUUCCAAUAAGAUUAUUUUUAGCGGGAUAUGACCCAACUCCAACAAUGAGAGAUGUGAACAAAAAAUUUUCAGUAAGGUACUUCUUGAAUCUAGUCCUUGUUGAUGAGGAAGACAGAAGGUAUUUCAAGCAGCAGGAGAUCAUUUUAUGGAGAAAAGCUCCUGAAAAAUUGAGGAAACAGAGAACAAACUUUCACCAGCGAUUUGAAUCACCAGACUCCCAGGCAUCUGCUGAACAGCCUGAAAUGUGAACUGAAUAGGAGAAAAAAAGAAAAACAAAAAACUCCUAUAUCCAUUGAGGUUAUGUUCAGCAGGUUAAAGAUGGUUGCAGCUUGUAGGGGGGAAAAGGCCAAAACUCCAUUUAUAAUAGUCUUCCUUUAUCUUACAGUGCUGCAUUUAUUUUAUGAUACAACUAAAUUUUCAUGUAUAUACAUUAAAAAAAAUGCUUUCUUUGAAACACUGGAACUUUCUUAAGCUGCCAUUUUUUUUCUUUUCUUUUUCUUUUUUUUACUGCACACUUUGAUUUGAUGAUAAGCACUCAGAUAUGCAUCAACAUAAACAUUAAAGAUUUUCACGUGAGUAGGCUGGUAUUUGUAAUUUGCUUUCUUCGUAAUGUUGAUUAUAAAUACUUUCUCCUUUUUCAUGCUAAUAAUUACCUCUUAUUCUCUACAUGCAAAAAAUUAAAUAUUUUGUGUUCAAAUAAAAAUAGAAAAAUUGAGUGGACCUUACAUCCUGCAAAGAUUUAAAACAUGGUGUCUCAGUAUUUUUGAGAACUACAUUUAUGUUUCUACAUGUGUGUUUGGGAAAGGCAUAUGGAGUGUUUCACCAUAGGUGCUUCUUAGUCUACUAUUCCAUGGCUUUCUGAAUUGUAUCCACUUUGAAGCCUUCUGUGGUGUGAAUGUUAAACUUAUUUCCCAGGAGAUUAUGUGGCAUCUCCCCGAAGCCUGCUUGCCUGCCUCCUUCCUUCCCCCCUUCCUUCCUUCCCCUCCCUUCCUUCCUUCCCCUCCCUUCCUUCCUUCCUUCCUUCCUGCCUUCCUUCCUCCCUCCCUCCCUCCCUGCCUCCCUCCCUCCCUUCCUUCCCUUCUUUCCUUUCUUUACCCUCCGCCCUUCCUCCCUUUCUUCCUAUUUAUCUCCCCCCCCUUAUCCCCCUCCCCCGCCUUCCUUCCUUCUUCCUUUUGCUUUCUUUUCUUUCCUCUUUUUCUUUUUUCUUUUCUUUUCUUUUCUUUUCUUUUCUUUUCUUUCUCUUUUUCUUUUUUGCCAUAUUAAGUAACUAUUUUUGCCUCUGCCAUCCAGCAGCUACCACUGUAUGUUUUCUGCAAUGUUGAGUUGACUCUUAUGUUGGCAUUUUAAAGUUUGUUAGAACUAUAUAAUUUUUCCGUAAAUACUUUGAAUUUUUUUUUUAAUUUAAGGCAUCUUUUUACCACAUAUAUACAAAUAGAAUAUUCUUGCCUUCACAAAUAUUCUCUUCCCUUCUAGGGGAAAAUUUGAGGAUAGGGAACUCAGGAGAACCUGUGAAGCAUGUAGUUAUCUAGAUCUGGACAAUUUCAUAUUCGGUAAGCUGGAACUUUGGCUAGUUCAAGCUCAGAUUUAAACUUCACCCACUCUGUUUAAAUUUUGUUAACACUAAAUUCAAGUCAUUAGUUCGAAGUCUCCAAAAAGAAGGUUUCAGUCAUCUGUUCAUAUGCAUGGGAUCUGAGCUCAGAUACACUAAAUGGGGUGUAGGAACUAAAAUGAAGCCUGCUGUGUGAAACUACUUUCACAUAGGGUUCACUGGUUUUUGUACCAAUAUUUUUUUAUACACUUCAGCGCAAGUCUUGUCAGUUAACCUUACUUUAUGAGUAAGCUAAGUAACCUAAAUUACAUUUCUUUAAACCUGUUUACUACUGUGGCACUUUGUUGAUAAAAUGGUCAGUAACCAACUUCUUUACUGGCAAAAGGUUCCAUGUACCAUGUGCUGGAGCAUCUAUUUUAAAUGUGGCUCUCUGUGAAUGGUAAUGUUUUCCUUCAUGUAAGUGCCUGUUCAGAGUUUCAAAAUUUAAAAAUGCCAAAUAUUUUCAUGGUCACUUGCAUGUAGUAAUUAGGGAAUAUUCGAAGAAAUUUUGAAAACCAAUUGUAUUUAACCAGCCUCAAAUUGUGCAACCAUGAUGUAUAAUAAAGAAUUUGAAAUGAUA